AUGGACAGGAGUGGGGGUUGUGGGGCCGGAGCCGACAAGGUCAGGACUAAAUGGGGUGUCCGCUUCGGGGAUGGCCAGGACUACACCACCCUGAACGAGGACCUGCGCUCCUGGACCAGGGCUGACCAUGCGGCUCAGAUCUCCCAGCUCAAGUGGGAGGCAGCUGCUUGGGCAACCCAGUCAGGCCUACCUGGAGGGGGAGUGUGUGCAGUGCCUGGGCACCCACGUGGAGAACAGGAAGGAGAUGCUGCAGCGCACAGCUCCCUGAAGGCAUACGUGACCCACCACCUCACCUCUGACCAUGAGGCCACCCUGAGGUGCUGGGCCCUGGGCUUCUACACUGCGGAGAUCUCCCUGACCUGGCAGAGGGAUGGGGAGGACCAGACCCAGGACAUGGAGCUGGUGGAGACCAGGCCUGCAGGGGAUGGAACCUUCCAGAAGUGGGCAGCCGUGGUGGUACCUUCUGGAGAGGAGCAGAGAUACACCUGCCAUGUGCAGCAUGAGGGUCUGCCCAAGCCCCUCACCCUGAGAUGGGGUGGAAAGAAAGGGCACUACACUCAGACUGCCUAUGAGUAUGAGGGGAGGGUGACCUGA
Molecule: messenger RNA, 594 nt
Organism: Tupaia belangeri chinensis (Chinese tree shrew)
Lineage: Eukaryota; Metazoa; Chordata; Mammalia; Scandentia; Tupaiidae
Product: HLA class I histocompatibility antigen, A-30 alpha chain-like
Exons: 4
Coding region: 1-594 (197 amino acids)
Biological process (GO): immune response; positive regulation of T cell mediated cytotoxicity; antigen processing and presentation of endogenous peptide antigen via MHC class I via ER pathway, TAP-independent
Cellular component (GO): external side of plasma membrane
Molecular function (GO): signaling receptor binding; peptide antigen binding
Source: RefSeq, a predicted model, not a curated record